Molecule: messenger RNA, 1380 nt
Organism: Ziziphus jujuba (common jujube)
Lineage: Eukaryota; Viridiplantae; Streptophyta; Magnoliopsida; Rosales; Rhamnaceae
Exons: 7
Coding region: 493-990 (165 amino acids)
Biological process (GO): rRNA 5'-end processing
Source: RefSeq, a predicted model, not a curated record
AAAAAGGAAGAUGAAUAAAAUAAUAAAAAAGCACACUGUUACUUGCAGCGUCAAAGCCCAUGGGCUGUUUAUGAUAUUCCAAGUUCCAACGUUGGUUGCUUGGCUAUUCCUAUGCUUGCGUCUCUCUGUCUCUGAGACAUUUUCAGAGUCACGUUUAUAGCAGUCAUAAAAUGAACUAAAUCAACCACUUCAUCUGUUGUCAGGUACCGUAGCUUUCGCUCAUGCUCUUUUGUUUGGAAGGAGGUGGGAGCUUCUCGUCUCUUCCUCUAAUAAGAAAAAAGGAAACCAAGGGUCUCUGCACAGCAUAUGUUUGUCUAAAUGCUUCACUGAAGUGCACUUUUGAAAUGGACAUAAAUUUGUAUUUUUUUUCUUCAGGAAACUGAGUGUGGGUCGGUCUCAGCGAGUUUUCAGCGACAAUAUUUAGUUUUAGUAAACAACUUUUUUUUUUUUUUUUUUUUUUUUUAAGUGAUGAUUGUAAUUACUAGUUGACAGAUGAGGUAUUUGAAACCUUUAAGUUUGUUCCAAGACUUGCUCGAGAGCAAUGCAAAGAAACGUGGGAGGCUGCUGGGUUUGGACGUUGGGGAGAGGUACGUAGGUUUAGCUGUUUCCGACCGACAGAACAGGAUUGCUUCCCCUUUAAGUGUUAUACUUAGGAAAAAAACCAAUAUCCCCAUAAUAGCCGAUGAUUUUCAGACUUUGAUCUCUGAACAAUCUCUGGCGGGAUUUGUUUUUGGUUGUCCUUUUGAUAGACAAUGGAGCGCUUCUUCUGCUUUGCAAAUAAAAAUCUUCAUAGAUGAACUUUGUAAAACAAACAAACUUGAAGGGUUAAAGUACACCUUUUGGGAUGAACGCUUUACGUCAAAGAACGUUGAAUUACUUUUAAAGCCUAUAACUUUACAUCCAAUUGAGACGAAGGCAGUUAUUGACAAGCUUUCUGCUGUUAGUAUUCUUCAGGGGUACCUAGAUUAUGUGAACAGAAAGCUAAAUUGAUAUAUAAUGGCUUUGAAUGGAUCAGGAGCUUCGUCAUGCGUUCUGCCAAAGUUAGAAGCAGCAACAGUGUGAACAAAUGCUGAUGGGCCAUUGGUUUCCUAGUUUCUCAUAUGGUUAUUGAAUAGAAAGGUGUUAGCGAAAGAAGGGUUGGUUUGCCGAGUUGUUAGGUAAUAAUCGAUAAUCUAUUCUUUUUCUGUGGAGGCCUUUUAACCGCCUGCACAGGCUAAUUGCAUAUCAAGGCAAGAGAAUCAUUUUCAUUCAAACUUUACUGUUGUUGUUGUUUUUUUUUUUUUUUUUUUCAAGUGUACUUAGAAAGCUGAGUAAUAGACAUCGAGCUUAUUUGAAAUACAAGUUAAUUACAAACAUUGAUAUGAUGCUUAUUUGUUACCC